Messenger RNA from Xyrauchen texanus (razorback sucker), 2083 nucleotides. RefSeq names its product sodium/potassium/calcium exchanger 5-like. NCBI's taxonomy places the organism in Eukaryota, Metazoa, Chordata, Actinopteri, Cypriniformes, Catostomidae. Bases 1 to 1557 code for a protein of 518 amino acids. Gene Ontology annotation, molecular function: calcium, potassium:sodium antiporter activity; calcium channel activity. Gene Ontology annotation, biological process: melanocyte differentiation; calcium ion transmembrane transport; intracellular calcium ion homeostasis. The record is from RefSeq and is a predicted model, not a curated record. The transcript has 9 exons. Gene Ontology annotation, cellular component: membrane.
AUGGGGAAUUAUAGAAUAAAGAAAGACUCAGUUCCUCACAGGAAGAAAAGGAGAGACGUUUUGCUGCAUAUAAUUGCUAUAGUGACGCUUAUAUUUGCUGCAGUUCAUCUUGUUUUCUGUGUUGGAAAGAAUUUUCAAAGUUCAGUUCCUGCUAGAAUACGCCGGGAUGUUGAAAAUGUGACCAACUGCAUCCCCCCACAAUCCUCUGAAUUCCCAGAAGGAUUUUUCACACUUCAAGAGAGGAAGGAUGGAGGAAUUCUUAUUUACCUCAUGAUCAUUUUUUACAUGCUUUUAGCCGUCUCUAUAGUCUGUGAUGAUUAUUUUCUGCCAUCUCUUGAAGUCAUCAGUGAACGUCUCGGUCUUUCUCAAGAUGUUGCUGGUGCUACUUUCAUGGCAGCUGGGAGCUCCGCACCUGAACUAGUCACCGCAUUUCUGGGUGUGUUUGUAACAAAAGGAGAUAUCGGCGUGAGCACCAUCAUGGGAUCUGCUGUGUACAAUCUUCUGUGCAUCUGUGCAGCAUGUGGACUCUUAACCUCUGUGGUGGGCCGUCUCACCUGUUGGCCAUUAUUCAGGGACUGUCUCGCAUAUGCCAUCAGCGUCACCGCUGUGAUUGCAAUAAUCUCAGAUAACAGGGUUUACUGGUAUGACGGCGCAUGUCUUCUGCUGGUGUAUGGUGUUUAUGUGGUGGUGCUGUGUUUCGAUCUAAGGAUCAGUGAGUAUGUAAUGCACAGGUUCAGUCCCUGCUGUACGUGUCUCAAUAAGAACUUGCAGGAGCAUGGCGAGCACCAGCAGCUUGUAGGGUGGAGUGACGACAGCAGUCUCAGAGUGCUCCGGAGUUCCCGAGCCAACAGCGGAAUCUUCCAGGAUGAUUCUGGAUAUUCCCACCUCUCUCUCAGUCUGCACGGCCUGAAUGAGAUAACCGAAGAACAGAAAAGUGUGUUCACGAUGCCAGAACACAACCUGAAGCGGAUCCUUUGGGUUCUGUCCCUGCCUGCCAUCCUGCUUUUGUAUUUGACCAUACCUGACUGCAGGAAACGCUUCUGGAACAGAUUCUACAUGAUCACCUUCCUGAUGUCUGCAGUCUGGAUCUCUGCAUUCACUUACAUUCUGGUGUGGAUGGUCACGGUUGUCGGUGAGACCCUGGGCAUCCCUGAUACAGUCAUGGGAAUGACACUUCUUGCAGCGGGAACCAGCAUCCCGGACACUGUUGCGAGUGUUAUGGUGGCUCGUGAAGGUAAAGCUGACAUGGCAAUGGCUAACAUCGUGGGUUCGAAUGUGUUCGACAUGUUGUGUCUCGGUCUGCCGUGGUUCAUCAAGACAGUGUUUGUGGACACCGGAUCUCCAGUGGAGGUGAACAGCUCAGGUCUGAUUUUCAUGUCCUGUACGUUGCUCCUCUCCAUUAUAUUCCUCUUCUUGGCCAUUCACAUUAACGGCUGGAAAUUGGACUGGAAACUGGGUGUGGUGUCACUGGUCUGCUACAUCGUCUUCGCCACAUUGUCCAUCUUGUACGAGCUUGGGAUCAUCGGGAACAAUCCCAUCCGAGCCUGUGGUGACUAACAUAACACUCAACUCCACUGGAACUCUUAAUUAUGUGCAGUUUGUCAAUUACAUGUUUUGUAAAGGGUGUCAAAGAUCACUGGAAAAAGGCCAAUGGUAUUAUGAACAGGUCUGUGUUCAUUGUUGCUAAUCUUACUGUUGUUUUUAAAACUUAGUCUGGGUACAUCAUAUUUGAGGGAUUUCAGAUUGUUUUGUUUCUUUGAUCUACGUCAAGGGGUGGUGUUCACCAGUUGUUCUACACACCAUGGUGUCUACUCUUACUAAGGUCUAUUGAGAAAAAUUAAGUGAUUUUGUAACAAAAGACACUUUGUGACCUUUUUCAUAAAGCAUAUCAACCACAUUUGAAAUUCCAUAAAAUCUGUAUUACUACCACAUAGCUAUUAAUUUUAAAAUGUUUUCCAUGUUUUCCAUGAAAAAUGUUAGUGGCGUUCAUGAUAGUUUUCUAAAACAAAAUGACUUAAAAUAAUGACAAAAAUAACCAGCAUUUUCCCACUUAAAAUCCCAUUAAAGUGUGUUUGAAAUGAUA